Messenger RNA from Triticum dicoccoides, 2065 nucleotides. RefSeq names its product receptor-like protein 2. Lineage: Eukaryota; Viridiplantae; Streptophyta; Magnoliopsida; Poales; Poaceae. The record is from RefSeq and is a predicted model, not a curated record. The transcript is spliced from 2 exons. The coding region runs from base 157 to 1929 and encodes 590 amino acids. Gene Ontology annotation, molecular function: protein binding.
AGAAUGGGCAAUUCCGUUCUCAACUUCUCAUGCUCUUCCUUCCUCAUUAGACCUCACCGCACAGCAAGAAUCUGGUUUCCACGCUAGCUUUCACCAUACCACCACGCAGCCAACUCUGCUCUCCACACAGCAAUCACACCAAGAAAUUCCUUCCACAUGCCUUCCCUUGGCUUGGCUCUUAUGCUGCUGGCCUCUUUGAUCUCUCCGGCGAGCUCCUGCACGGAGCAGGAGAAGAUCUCCCUUCUCCGGCUCCUCGCCGGGCUCUCGUGGAACGGUGGCCUCGCGACGUCGUGGCGGAGCAACACCGACUGCUGCACAUGGCAAGGGAUCACCUGCAACCAAGAUAGGAAGGUCACCGAUGUUUCGCUGGAUUCUCGAGGCCUCGAGGGGUCUAUCUCGCCAUCCCUCGGCAACCUCACCGAGCUCUUGCGCCUCAACCUGUCGCGCAACUCUUUGUCCGGCGCCUUGCCGCUGGAGUUGGUGUCAUCCAGCAGCAUAAUCGUCCUUGACGUCAGCUUCAACCGCCUGACAGGGGCGCUGCAUGAGCUGCCAUCUUCAACCCCUGUGCGGCCUCUGCAGGUACUCAACAUCUCAAGCAACUUAUUUACAGGCCAGUUUCCGUCCACCACAUGGAAAGCAAUGGAGAAUUUGGUCGCACUCAAUGCCAGUAACAACAGCUUUACUGGGCAGAUACCAUCGACGCCAUGUGCGAGCGCGCCAUCUUUGGCCGUGCUUGAACUCAGUUUUAACAAAUUCAGUGGAAAUAUCCCUCCAGGACUUGGUAAUUGCUCCGUGCUGAAGAUGCUCAGCACUGGCUACAACAACCUCUGUGGGACUCUUCCAGGCGAGCUCUUCAAUGUUACCACGUUAGAGCACCUCUCUUUGCCUAACAAUUGGUUAGACGGAGGUGUCAAUGGCAUCGGCAAGCUCACAAAUCUGGUUACCCUUGAUCUUGGGCAGAAUGGUUUCAGUGGCAACAUUCCAGAGUCUAUAGGUGAUCUGGAGAGAUUGGAGGAGCUGCAUUUGGAACACAACAAUAUGUCAGGGGAGCUGCCAACAGCUCUAAGCAACUGCACAAAUCUCGUAACAAUUGACCUCAACACCAACCGCUUCAGUGGAGAACUCAACAAGGUCAAGUUCGCGAGCCUGUCCAACCUAAGAAAAUUAGAUCUUCUUUUCAACGACUUCACCGGCACAAUUCCAGAAAGCAUAUACUCCUGCACCAAUCUGACUGCACUGCGACUAUCUUACAAUCAAUUCCAUGGUCAAUUGUCAGAGAAAAUAAGCAAUCUGAAGUACCUCUCAUUCCUAUCACUUUCUAAUAACUCGCUUACAAAUAUCACAAGGACACUUCAGAUCCUUAGUAGUUCCAAGAGCCUCACUACCCUUUAUAUUGGAUGCAACUUCCUGGAUGAGACCAUGCCACAGGAUGACAGCAUUGAUGGUUUUGAGAACCUUCAGGUUCUUUCCAUGAGUGAGUGUUCAUUGUCUGGAAAAAUACCUGAUUGGUUAUCAAAGCUCACAAAUUUGGGGAUGCUAUUUUUGCAAAGCAAUCAACUAACUGGACCGGUACCUGACUGGAUCAGCAGCCUGAACUUGCUCUUCUAUCUAGACAUAUCAAACAACAGCUUUACAGGGGAUAUUCCAGCUGCCUUAAUGGAGAUGCCAAUGCUGAGAUCAGACAAGACUCCACCAAAGGUCUUCUUUGAGCUGCUUGUUUGGAACGAGAACACAUUUAUGCAGUACCUCAUGCUCAGUGCUUUUCCUAAGGUGCUUAAUCUAGCCAUCAAUAAUUUCACUGGUGUGAUCCCAGAGGAGAUCGGACAGUUAAAAGGACUCAUUUCACUGAACUUGAGCUCUAAUGGAUUUUCCGGAGGGAUACCAGAACAGAUCUGCAACCUCACGAACCUCCAGAUUCAAUGUUUCUAAUAAUGACCUGGAAGGCCCUAUUCCAAACGUCGGCCAGUUUAGCACAUUUCCGGAUUCUAGCUUUGGUGGAAACCCAAAACUGUGUAGCCCUAUGAUCACAAACCAAUGUGGUUCAGCAGAAGCAGGUCCGGUCUCC